AUUCAUAUCACUAGAAACCAUCACCACCGCCGCAUCAUAUUUCUAUUCUUUUAACUGAGAAAUUAUUGAUUUUUUGGGACUUUUUUUUCGCUGAAAAAAAUCUGGAAAAAUUUCUGACAAAUUUCUGAAAAUGGCUUUAAUGACGCAGAGAUUACUGGAUGAAGAGAUAGCGAUAGAUGAGGAGACGGAGAGAAGUAGAGAUACGGAAAGACACGAAACACACGUGAAUCAAUGCGAAAUGAGUUCCUCAUUCUCCGCCACGUCACCAUCUACAUCAUCAGCCUAUCAAUUAGAAGAGCACAUUAGUGCUCCGCGAGCAACUCCAGAGCUGCCGCCCAGUGACCCCAAACGAAGAAAAUGGCAAUCCCACCCGGGAAGAAAUCGAUUCGGGUGUGGUGGGCGACUUGUGUGCUCACGGAGCCAUGGAGCAUUUGUGGUUACUGUAAUUCUGAUGAUUGCCACUUUGACAGUGUAUUUCGUUUUUGACGCACCAUUCCUUUGGGGAUACUCCCCUGCAAUCCCGAUUGUCGCCGCAGUACUAUCCUUAAUAGUUAUCACAAAUUUCUUCGCCACAUCAUUCACGGACCCCGGGAUCCUGCCACGUGUCGAUAACAUUGAAAUUAUCGAAAUGGAUCGACAACAGGCAAAUGGAAAUGGGAUUAAUGACGUUGCUCAUUUGAGGCCUCGUUUUCAAGAUGUCGUUGUGAAUGGGGAGCAUGUAAAAAUGAAAUAUUGUACGACGUGUCGGUUAUAUCGGCCACCGAGAUGCUCACAUUGUGCAAUUUGUGAUAAUUGUGUUCUUAUGUUCGAUCAUCAUUGCCCGUGGGUCGGCAACUGUAUCGGACUCCGAAAUUACACGUAUUUCUAUCGAUUCGUAUUUUGUCUUUCAAUUCUUGUGAUCUACCUAUUUGCCAGUGCAGUCACACAUAUCAGUUUAUUAGCUCAAGAGAUGCCAUUCGGAGAUGUCAUGCGAAAAACUCCCGGGUCUGCAGUCGUCAUUGUCAUAUGCUUUUUCACAACGUGGUCAAUUAUUGGUUUGGCAUGCUUCCAUACUUAUCUUCUGUGCGCGGAUCUUACGACAAAUGAAGAUCUAAAAGGCCUGUACCGCCGGAAGCAUCGUCCAACACCUCCAUCAUCUACACCAUCAACAUCUGCAGCUACCAAUUCUUCUGUAGGACAUUCGACAAAAAAUCCAUUUUACGCUGGAUGCUUCAAGAGUUUUUUUGGAAGACUGUUCAAGUCCAGAUUUCCAAGCUUACUCGACGCCCGCGGCUACCUGGACCCACAUCCGACAAUCGAAAUCCGAGUUCCGAAAAAAUCGGAAAAAUCGAUCGAAAAUCAUUAAAUUAUCGAUUUUUUGUUCCACUUCUUCUUGUCACCGGUUAUUAAGCGGCUACGGGUGCAUUGAUUUUCCGAGAAAAUGCAAUAAAUUCUUGAAAAAAA
Messenger RNA from Caenorhabditis elegans, 1443 nucleotides. It is a transcript of the gene dhhc-2, whose product is annotated as Palmitoyltransferase. Bases 131 to 1345 code for a protein of 404 amino acids. The transcript has 10 exons. Gene Ontology annotation, molecular function: protein-cysteine S-palmitoyltransferase activity; palmitoyltransferase activity; acyltransferase activity. The record is from RefSeq and is marked reviewed. Gene Ontology annotation, cellular component: endomembrane system. NCBI's taxonomy places the organism in Eukaryota, Metazoa, Nematoda, Chromadorea, Rhabditida, Rhabditidae.